Messenger RNA from Brenthis ino (lesser marbled fritillary), 1089 nucleotides. Lineage: Eukaryota; Metazoa; Arthropoda; Insecta; Lepidoptera; Nymphalidae. The record is from the annotation of a GenBank genome assembly.
AUGUCCGGUUUUGUUAAAAUAGCCAUAGAUGACUAUUAUUCAGAUAAUAACUGGACGGAAAUCAUUACCAAGUAUUGGAUGCUAGCGGAAAGAGUCUCAGAUCCUCGAGUACAAGGAUGGUUACUCUUCGACACUCCGAUCGCGACACUUGCGAUGGUUAUAGCGUACCUUAGCUUUGUGAUGGUGGUAGGUCCACUAUGGAUGGCGAACAGAAAGCCUUUUAAGAUCAAGAAUAUACUAGUUGGCUACAACGCAGCACAAGUUCUACUGUCAUUAUACAUGUUUUAUGAGCACCUAAUGUCAGGAUGGUGGUAUGAUUACAGCCUCACUUGCCAGCCAGUCGAUUACAGCGACAGUGAAAAAGCGAGACGGAUGCUACAUCUCUGCUGGGUUUACUAUUUUUCAAAGCUAUCAGAGUUCGCGGACACAAUAUUUUUCGUGCUAAGGAAAAAGAAGAGUCAAAUCACGUGGCUUCAUCUCUACCAUCAUUCCUUGACACCUUUUGAAGCUUGGAUUUUAGUUAAAUUUAUUGCAGGUGGUCAUGGAACGUUCUCGAACAUAGUCAACAAUCUCGUGCACGUGAUUAUGUACAGCUACUACAUGUUGGCUGCGAUGGGUCCUCAGUACCAGCAGUACUUAUGGUGGAAGAAGCAAAUAACGACGCUACAACUGGCACAAUUCUUCAUAGUGCUAUUCCAUUCGAUAAGCGCGCUCGUGUAUGACUGCGGUUAUCCAAAAGCCAUUGCUUCUGGUCUUAUUCUCCAUUCAACAAUUUUCAUCGUGCUCUUCACAAAUUUCUACAUACAAGCGUACAAAAAGAAAAGUUUACAAAAACCCAAAGUGACAGUAGACGCUUGUAAUAAUAACACGAAUGGUUACAUCCCUAUGACUCAUAUGAAGAAUGGAAAUGUCCACUCUGUAAGUAACAUCACUAAUGGGUUCACAAACGAAGUGAAUAGAAACACUGGAUAUAUUCAAGACUUAAGCAGUCAAUCAAAAACCAAUGAGUAUGUAAGUGAGUUGAACACUACGCAGCAUCGAAAUGAAUUAAACAGCUAUAUAGAUGGUCACUUAAAAGAAAAAGUGCAG